Penaeus chinensis is the source of this 1733-nucleotide messenger RNA. RefSeq lists its product as uncharacterized. The transcript has 9 exons. Lineage: Eukaryota; Metazoa; Arthropoda; Malacostraca; Decapoda; Penaeidae. The record is from RefSeq and is a predicted model, not a curated record. Bases 247 to 1215 code for a protein of 322 amino acids.
CUACCGUAGAUGAUAAACACGAAUUUAAAAAAAAUAUCCGAGUGUAGGUGAUGACGUCAUUCCCCCGGCCGAUACAGACCGGGAAAACCGCGUCGGGCACUGUUGUGUCGCCUCCGUUGCCCUGGCGUGGCUCUCGUGGGCACCGGGCACUCUCUGUGAGACGGCUGUGGCACGUCUAUAGGGCACGGGUGGACUCCUAGCUUUGUGUGUACGCCUUCGUGGCCUUCGGCAGGAGGAUUCAGCAAGAUGAAGAUUUUUCCUUCCUGUUGGAGGGCGACGGCGCUGGUUUGUUGUGCCCUUCUGGCUCUCAGUCGUGAAGCAGAUGCGAUCGAUGACUCAGCGUGUGACCCCGGAUGCCAAGUGCACCGCCUCACUUACGUAGGAACGCCCCUGAGGAAGGACUUCUCGAGGAUCUUCUGGUGGCCCGAGGCCGACGUGGAGGAGCUGACCCUCGCUGGAGAAGGACUCGAGAUGAGCCUCCAGAUCGAGGAGGAGCAGAGGAACGCGUGGCACGAGAUCGAAGUCAAGUCCGAGUUCAGGGAUAAGGACAAACGGACAUUAGAAUCCUACACCGUUACCAUCCCCUCUCUGGGCGUGAACGAAAGUAGAACCUGCGCCCACCCAGACUGCAGUGACACGGGCGUGGGCGUGAGAACCAACAUAUCCAGUUUAUGGGCGCUGCAGUGCACCGUCCUUCCUUGUGACUGUCGCAACAACGCCAAAUACUGUGAAGGAAGGAGAGACUGCAGACCGUACUUCCUAACAGCACUCGGUUUCCCGCUGGACUCGUCAAGGAAAAUCUUCUGGUCUCCCUCUGCCGGAGGAGAACUUUACUUCUCUUGGAACAACGGAAGGAAUCAUUCCCUUCACCUGCGAGGGGACCGAGGUAGCUCGUCCUCGUGGGUGGAGGUGGAGGUUCGCUCGCGAUUGAGACAGAGAGGAGGCAUCACGCACUACGCCUGCAGCCUCGAGGUCGCAUCCUUGGACAUCCAAGAGGACUGUUCCUCGACGAAGGACACUGACUACGGGAUGAGAGUAGCUGCUCCUCGACCGAGUACCCUUGCCCUUGGGUGCGAUGAGGCCCCGGUCAUUGAAGUCCAGACCUCAAAAAAAGGCCGACGCAAUAGAUUCUUGAUGUUGCUGUUAAUCGCUCCUGUUGGAAUUUGCAUUGUCAUUGUCGCCUUUGUUAUUGUACGGUGGCGGAACAGACCGUAGAUUUUAUCGUCUUCGUGGCCGAGAAAAUGAUGGAAAGCGAUGGUUGUGAUUUUUAUAUAUAUAUAUAUGUUUUUUUUUUAUUGUUGAUUAUAGUUCGUUUGUGAUUUUUAAUUUUUUUUUACAUUGGAUGAUUUCGUGUGACAGUGUGUAGUUUUGAACGCUGUUAAGUGCAGGUCAGAGAUACCAGCUUAAACUAAUGAGCUAUAGACAUAUUUUGUAAAUAAUAUACAAGCCACAUUUAUACUCCAUACAGUCCAUAUAUAGAAUUUUAAUAUAUCUUCAUAUAUAUAUUAAUAUCAUAAAUAUAUCAAUGAAAACGACCUUAUGCAGAUCACUGUAAUAUUAACGUGACCUAGAAAUCUAAUAUUUGGUGUGUUGCAAAGGCCCGGAUUUUAGGAAAAUAUUGUCUAACUAAUCUCUUAAAUUUUCUAGACCGGAUAUAUGACCCCGCGGGUUCGUCCGUCUAAAAAAAAUAUGUAAAUAGGCAAAAGUGAAUAAAUGUUUCCAAUGAACACUUU